This is a messenger RNA of Nematocida homosporus, 561 nucleotides long. RefSeq lists its product as uncharacterized. The record is from RefSeq and is a predicted model, not a curated record. The coding region runs from base 1 to 561 and encodes 186 amino acids. Lineage: Eukaryota; Fungi; Microsporidia. The transcript has a single exon.
AUGCCUACUGAAAAGCUAUCUAAAAGGAAGCUCAAGAAAGUCAGAGGCAAAAAUGAGCCAAAAAAACCAACUACUGAAUACUUCAUGUUUUUAAAAGAUGAACGUAAACACUUAGAGCCUGGGCUAUCAGUAAAGGACCAAACCCUUAUAUUAAGCCGAAGAUGGGCUGAACUGGACCAAGAUAAGAAACAAAGAUACUCAGCCAUGUACAAGUCUGAACUAGAGAAGUACAAGCAAGAGAUAGCCGAGUACAAGAAGACCGACGAGUACAAGGAAGUAAUGGAGCAGAACGAACAGCUCAAACGCAAUAUGAAGCAAGAGACCAAAGGCAAAGUCACCCGUAAGCCCUCAGGCUACAAUCUCUUUGUCAGGGAAGAGAGGGCUAAGAUGAGUAAGGGUAAGGAAGAUGGCAGUGCAAGUGAGCCCAUGAGUUUCAAGGAGAUAUCUCAGAUUAUCUCUAAGAAGUGGCACAACUUAUCAGAGGAGGAGAAGGAAGUCUUUAAGACGAAAGCUCGAGAGGCCAGUGAUGAGAAUUGGGAGGCAGCAGAGAACUUUGAGUAG